AUGAAAGCUCGUCGGACGCCUCAAAUCAUUGUGCAGGGCCAGGAUGACGAUGCGGAGAGCGAGGAAGAGGAUGUCGGCGACUCCGGAAAAUAUGCGGCGCAGGGGGAGGAGUACGAAGAGGUGGACGAGGAGAAGGCUGACAGAGACCAGCAGAUUUUGCAGGAGGCAUGCUUGCCGGUCUCUGGCGCCCCUCUUCCACCCAGCGAGGCGCCGCCUAAGGACGCCGAUGAAUACCUGCGGCAAGUCCAGUGGGAACGGCUUCAUUGUCCCCAGGUGAUGGACGUCGAGGUGAAGGAGCGCAAGUCCAGGAAGAAGGUCGGUGGCCCCCUCACCGGCCGCGACGGCCAAGGGGGCCUGCUGGCGCUGUUCCAAGCGCCGGAGGUGCCGGAAAACUUCUACAACGAGGUCUGGGCGCAGGACGCGGCCGCAGCUUUCCGCGUGCUGCGAAGCCAUAGCCACUCCCGGGCCGAUGCAAAGUCCCUGAGCUACGAGGAGUGGCGCCGCCAUGUGUCCAGGGAUAGACCUGACUUUGAGCUGCUAUCUCUGCAAGAUUUUGUGGGGAUCAACCACCUGGUGGUGGCUUGGCCGCUGAUCUCAGCCAUUCAGAAGGUAUCACAUUUUGAGACGGAUCCGUAUGGAUGUGUCUCUUUGUUGAGUUUGCCGGCAUUUUUUCCGCUUUUGGCUCCUUGGCUUUUCGGCUUCUUGUUGGUUUAUGCGGCUUUUGGUGGUGUUUGGGCUUUGGCUUUUCGGCAUCCUUUGCAUUCCCAGUUCCUCUCUGGCAGGUGGCGUCGCUCCCCCCCAACGCCCCCGCUACUUUUUAGAUUUCACAUUGUUUAUUUGUUUUUUCCCGGAGAUGUAAUUGCACCCCUAUUUGAAUCAUCACUUCUUCGGCUGCCGCCUUCCCCUCAACCCCCCGCUACUUUUUAG
Effrenium voratum is the source of this 927-nucleotide messenger RNA. The record is from the annotation of a GenBank genome assembly. NCBI's taxonomy places the organism in Eukaryota, Dinophyceae, Suessiales, Symbiodiniaceae.